Phalaenopsis equestris is the source of this 3357-nucleotide messenger RNA. RefSeq lists its product as uncharacterized. The record is from RefSeq and is a predicted model, not a curated record. The coding region runs from base 193 to 3012 and encodes 939 amino acids. Gene Ontology annotation, biological process: protein transport. Lineage: Eukaryota; Viridiplantae; Streptophyta; Magnoliopsida; Asparagales; Orchidaceae. The transcript is spliced from 8 exons.
GCGGGGUGUAAUCGUCCUAGAAAAAAUUAUGUUCCUUCGGCUCCAGGUAGCUCAAAAUUAUCCCUUCGUGGUGGAAACUUCGAAAUAACGAAGACAAGUCGUCGCCUGCGUGUGGGAGCGAGAAGUCGCCGAGACAGCUGCGAAAUUUCCUCACUGGGAUUAAAUUCUUCUUCUUCAGGUCGAACUAAAUCCAUGCGAUUUUGGUUUAGAAUUGAGGUCUUCACUGCACAGAUGCUGUCCAAGAGCUUUAAAUCGGGGAAAUGCAAGACGUCUCUGAAACUUGCAAUAUCUCGGAUAAAGCUAUUAAAGAAUCGAAGGGAUAUCCAGGUGAAACAAUUGAGGCGGGAAUUGGCUCAGCUUCUUGAGACUGGCCAGGAACAGACUGCCAGGAUCCGGGUUGAACAUGUGAUAAGGGAAGAGAAGACCAUGUCAGCAUACGAUCUUAUUGAGAUUUACUGUGAACUAAUUGUGGCACGGAUGCCUAUUAUUGACUCUCAAAAGAGCUGUCCCAUUGAUCUAAAGGAGGCGAUAACUAGUGUGAUAUUUGCAUCCCCAAGGUGUGCAGAUAUACCAGAACUUACAGAUGUAAAAAAACAGCUUGUGGCGAAAUAUGGGAAAGAAUUUGUCAUAUCGGCACUUGAACUUCGACCAGAUUGUGGUGUUAACCGAAUGAUAGUUGAAAAAUUAUCAGCAAAAACACCUGAAACGGAGAUAAAACUGAAGACGUUAACUGCGAUUGCUAAAGAGCAUGAAGUCAAAUGGGAUUCAAAAGCAUUUGAGGAGGAACUGCAGAAGCCUAAGGAGGACCUGCUGAAUGGUUCUAGUAGUUUCACGGGUGCUAAUAAGAUGCCAAUGGAGCCGUUAAAUUUCAAAUUUACUCCAAAUGCUAGACAAACGGAAUCAGCCUCAAAAGCUUAUGAAUCUGACAUACCUAGCAAACCAGUUAGUUUCAGUUCCUCUUCUGCUAACUUGAGGACUACGCCUGUGGUACCUCCGCCUGCUCCAAAUCAGUCCGGGGAAUCAGAUGGGAAAUCGGGGCUGUCGGAAGUAAGGGAUUCGUAUACAAGUGCUGAGACUGCUGCUUUUAAACAACCAACUUGGAGAAUGGAUUUUAAGGAUGCAGCCUCUGCUGCUCAAGUGGCUGCUGAAUCUGCAGAAAGGGCUAGCAUAGCUGCCAGAGCUGCUGCUGAACUUGCAAGUCGAGGAAGCAUUUCCAGACAGAAUUCUAAUGAGCCAAAUCGAUCAUCUCUGCAUAUUAGCAGAGAUGAGAACCCAAAGAGAGAACUGAGCUCAAAGUUCAAAGGAGUUGAAUCUGUAAAUAAUGAUUAUGAUCAAGUCAAAGGCUUCCAAGGCAUGAAAGAAGACAUGCAAAGGUUUCCCUGUGAUGAAUUGAGAGAAGAAAUUUCACAUCAUAGCAGCACCUCUGAUGAAGAGUAUAGUCCUCAAAUGGACAUUGUGAGGACAUUUGAUAGUUUUCGGGGAAGUUUUUCUAGGAUGGAAAUUGGGAACAAAAAGAAGAAUGAUGAAGAUGGCUUUUUAGAAAAAAAUGUAGAAGUGAACUAUGAUGGAUCAGCUCAUGCUAGUUCUUUUGUCGGUACUCAUGACGAUGACGCCAUUUGGAUUCCACCUCUCGACAAGCAGCUAUCUGACAGACAUGAAAUUAAUGCCAGAGAAAAGCUUUUCAGAUAUGACAGUAAGAAACUUGAUUCAAGUGACUAUCCUGCUGCAGUUUUUGAUGAGUAUGAUCCUGAACCAGCAGAUGAUAAAGAAAACUUAUUUGAUUCGUUUGAUAAAAAACAGAAUGAUCAUCAUACUUCCAUGUUCGCCCCAUAUACUAAUUCUUUAAAUUCCAGCAUUUUUAGCAGCUCUCACCACGAAAAUCACCGUAUAACUGUUGAAAAAGUUCCAUCCUCAAAAUUUGAUGACACCAUUCCUGUUGCAUUUGAUGAUUCAGACAGUCUCAGUUCAGAAAGUGAUAAUGGAAUGAGCGGUUCUCGGCAGAAUGGAACUGCUCAGAACAGUACUUUGCUGCAUGAAAAAGGUUGUUUGGGUGAGGACUUACAUUCUCAACAAGAGUUUCAGCCUUCAAGCUCAACAAAAGCUAAACCUAUGUUGGGAACUGAAGAAAGGAAUCACCUUCAAAUGUCCUCUUCCUCGGGCAUCAAAGAUUCUGAAAUGCUGGAUGAACUUGCAAAUGGCGGCGACUUCGGGCUGAGAUUUGGAAGAUUAACUGGUGGGUUAAGAAACCGAGGUUACAACAAUCCACCUUAUAUAUCAAGCUCUGUGAUUGAUUCGCCUGAGCCAUCAACAGAAGCCUUGGGCAGUAAUACUAAACAAAUAAUAUCUCCACCCUUCAGAAGUUAUCUGAUUGAGGACGAGCCAUCAUCAAAUCCAAUAAUGCCAGGAGCUUCUACUAAUCCAAUAUCUGACAAAGAUAAAGUAUCUGUGUCAGAUGAAUACAACCAGGGAAUCAGAAGCAACAAAACCUUAAGCACAGAUAAAUCAGAAGAAGAUACUACUGGAUUUAGUCUAAAGCAGUCUGUUUCCAACCUUAGAGAAGCAGAUCCAAACCCAUCAAAGCAGGUCUCUGAAAUUAUCAAUCAGAAGAUCCAUGAUGAGAAACCGCGAACCCUGCCCUACAAGGAACUGAGCUCCCGGUUGUCGGAGACUGAUUUUGAUUCUGAUGUUAUGGAAGGUCAAGGAAAUCCAAGUUCCAAGACAACAUUCAAAUUAUCUCGUCGGACUAAAGAUUUAAGCUCGAAGGGUCGACCCAAUCUUUCUAGUUCUGUUAUUUCAAACUCCGGGACUGAAAGCCGGCCAUCUCGCCGGAGCUCUGCACCUGAACUCCCUUCUCAGACUGAUGAUAAAGAAACAAUCCUUGAGCGUGGAACAUCAGUUUCUGGUGGUGGACCUAAGUCACAGAAAGCCUCUCAUGUUCAUCCAAAACUCCCUGAUUAUGAAACCCUUGCUGCUCAUUUUCAAUCGCUAAGGUCAAAUCGCCGUCAACCGUAGACGUUUUACUUCAAAACUUUCUCAUGCGCUUGAAACAUUGGAAUUACUAAGUUCAUAUGUACAGAAGCCAUUUUCUUGGUUCACAAGGUAUGUUACAGGUGUUUCUUUAUUAUUAUCAUGAUUUCUUUCUGCUAUUUGAUAAACUUCUUUAUUAUAUUUUUGUAAUUAAGAUGAGUAAUGGAACUUUCAUUUUGGUGUAAUAGUUUAUGGGCCAGGGAUUAUGUUCAUUACUUGUUUUAAUAGCUUAGAAGAACUGUGUGAAAGAUACAUAGAACAUAUCUCACACUCAAACAUUGAAAUUUAUACACAGAGCACUCAAAUCCUUACUGGCAAUUAAAAAUAUCA